AUGGUCGUGCUCAAGGUGCUUAUCGAUGGGACUGUUACCCAUCUGAUAAGUGCCUACAUGUCACAGGCCGGUUGUGGCGACGCCGAAAGAGUAUUGUUCUUGAAACGACUCGGGGAUGUGCGAGACAUUUCGUUGUCGCAGGGAAUCGUUUUGAGUGGCGACCUGAAUGGUCAUGUGGGUGGAGGGUGUGAGGAGUUUGAGAGUGUUCAUGGUGGGUUUGGAUACGGGACUCGCAAUACGGAUAGUGGUGACAUCCUCAGAACGCGUGCGGCUGCUGAUCACGCCAUCGUGAACACGUACUUUGAAAAGAAAUCUGAACAUCUCAUCACCUACAGGACUGGGGGCAAGCUACCCGAAUCCAUUUCCUACUCAUUAGGAGACACCAUUUCAGCAAAGUUGCCAACGUCUCUUUGUCAUGGAUCUCUGUGUGAAGCCCAAAGACAAUCGUGUCGAGCGGUGCCAACGCCGAAUCAGGUGGUGGCUGCUUGA
Arctia plantaginis is the source of this 489-nucleotide messenger RNA. Lineage: Eukaryota; Metazoa; Arthropoda; Insecta; Lepidoptera; Erebidae. The record is from the annotation of a GenBank genome assembly.